This is a messenger RNA of Trichosporon asahii var. asahii CBS 2479, 519 nucleotides long. RefSeq lists its product as uncharacterized. The transcript is spliced from 3 exons. NCBI's taxonomy places the organism in Eukaryota, Fungi, Basidiomycota, Tremellomycetes, Trichosporonales, Trichosporonaceae. The coding region runs from base 1 to 519 and encodes 172 amino acids. The record is from RefSeq and is a predicted model, not a curated record.
AUGCCCGCCAAUCCUGUCAUAAAGAAGGACGACGUCAAGUUUGAGGACCGCACGCACUGGCUCAACAAGAGCGUCUCGUUCAAGCAGGCCCGCCUCGCCAACCAGGCUGGCAUGUCCAAGAGCGCAGUGAACUUGAACGUUCUUGGACCCGACAUGGAGUCGACUGAAAUGCACGCGCACUCCUCAGCCGAAGAAUGGCUCUACAUCAUCCGCGGCAGUGGCACGCUCUUCCUCAUUCCGCCGGGUCCCUCGCCUCUCUCAACGAAGGACGACCCAGACGCAGCGAGCAAGAUUCAGGAAUGUACCCUCGAGCCGGGCGACUUUGUCGGCCUUCCUGUGCCGCAGCAGUGGGCGCACACCCUGAAGGCGGGCAAGGGGGGGAUCGAGUACCUCGUCGGCGCCAACUGCUACGAUGCCGGUGUGUGCCAGUAUCCUCUGAAGAACAAGACCCUCAUCAUCGCCAAUGUGCAGAGGGUUACUUGCGACACGGACGCGUUCCAGGGCGGGUGUUGCAAGUAA